UAGUCGUAUCGAGAUGCGAUAUGCGCGCUCUGUGUUCGGUUCGCGGGCCGUUGGGCGGCGAGACGCGUGCGCUCGGUGCAGGCGCGCGCCUCCUAUCCCUGCGCAUGCCCGGCCAGCCUCAGCCUCUUCACUUCGUCGUGGAAGCCAAAUCGAGGGUCAAAGAGUUAAAAGCUUUAGCACAAACUCAUUCACAACUUCGAGGCAUGACCGAUACAGAACUUUUCGGUUUAGCUGUUAUGCAAAAUGGCGAAUACUUGUUCGUCGAUUUAGAAAGUAAGCUUUCAAAAUACGCUCCAAAGAGCUGGCGAUCUUCUCAUACACACGGCUUAGACGGCAAUGGAAAACCAUUAUUGGAGCUUUACUUGGUCGUUCAAUUUCAUGUCGAGAGUCCCCUACUAAUACACGAUGAAAUUGGACGACACUUAUAUUUUUUACAACUGCUGGAAAAUAUCCGUUUAAGAGAUGCUCUUCCCGCCGAAAUACUUUUGCUACUUAUCGGCUUAGCUCUGCAAGCUAAAUUUGGUGAUGAAGAUCUUUAUGAAGAUCGAGAAUAUUUUAAAGUUGAAGAACUUGCACCACCCUCCUUAUCUGGUGAUUGGGUUUCAUCGGCAGUGCGUGCUUGUCAUCGGGAACAUCGAGGCCUUUCACAGAAUGAUGCAGAAAUUAGAUUUAUUCGUGAAGUUUGCCUGCUUCCAGAUACUAUUAACUCUCACAGAUACCGAUUAAAACAAUCUAAAUCAGAAUCGGAACCAGGCACAGUAUGGCUCUUAGUGACAGCAAAGGGCAUUAAAAUUUUACCAGACAAUGGUUCUGUAUCAACUUUUAUAUGGAGUUCUAUUGGUAAACUUAGUUUUGAUAGAAAAAAGUUUGAAAUUAGGACAGAAGAGGGUAAAAUUACAUUAUAUUCUUCUAGCGAGGAAAAAUGUAAAUAUUUAUUUGCUUUAUGUAAGGAGACACAUCAGUUUUCAAUGAAAAUUUCACCUAAAUUAAAUGAAAUUUUAAUAAAAGAAGAAGAUGAAAGAAAAAAUUGUUUUACAUAUUCAAAAUCUUUUAACUUUCAAUAUUGUCAAAAUAAAAGUGAUCAAAGAAUUUCUCUUAUAUCCUCUACGAGCUCGAACACAACAUCGGGUAUUGUAAGUGACAGGGUACAGUCAGAAGAUGAGUUAGAAAUUAUGAUUGAUUCGCCUCCCGCUCCCUCGACAGAAAGCUUAGCAUUAGCUCACUUAUUAGACUCAAACUCGUAUUUAAUUCGUCACAUUCCUCAAGAAGUUCGUUCUUUAAAUACAAUGUCAUCACCACUUUUGCAAACUUGUAAAAUGAGAGUGAAGAAAAGUAAAGAAGACAAUGAAAAGACUCCUAAAAAAGACAUAUUACUAGAAAUGGGAAAUUGUUCGACGAGUUAUCGAGAAGAAACAAGUUCGUUACCAGAUCAAAUUGUUUGUGAUAAAAAUACAGAUAGUCCAAGUUCUAGCAAAAUGAAGUGCACUGGAUCACAAUGUUCAUCAUCAUGUAGUACUGUCAUAAUGGCUCGUGGAGGACUAAGCACUCUUAGUAGAGCCUCUAAUGCAAGCAGCUUAGAACUAGGAUAUAGUCAUACGGCUCAAAAUUCAAUGAUAAGUGAUAACAGUGUUACAGAAAUAGACGGGGAAUAUACUCAAGAUACGGCUUCAGCAUUAUAUGAUGGUCUUGGACAACCAGUUACUGUAGCUGCAUCUAGUGAGACAAGUGGUGUCUACACAAUGGGUAGUUCGGAAUUAACAGCUCAUUCUAAAAUGUAUACUAAUUCUGAAGGAAGCAGGACAGAAUAUGGUAGUUCACAUUAUGACAGUUAUAAAAUGUCCAAAGAAAAUGACUUAGCUGAUAUUGAUAGUGUUUCGUCCAUACUAAAAAAUAAAUCUCAAAGAAUUCAUCUCAGACCUGAGGAGUUGAGAUUAAAAGUGACCUCAAGUAACACCGAUUGCGUAGAUGGAGUAGCCCAGCUAAAUCAUGAAGAACACGAAGACAAAGAAAAUUUAUUUCGGGAGCGAACAAAUUCCAAUGUUAGUGCAGCAUCAUUUCAUGGUGACGGAAGUGAUCCAACAGAUAAUAAACACAAUUUGCUUAGUGCAAGUGAAUUAAGUGACUUAAUUGUAGGUAGGGGAGUUUAUCCUAAAAAUCAAUCGGUUAGUGACACCUUUGAUUCAGUAUCAGAUUAUGUUAGAUUACCUUUGCCAUUUUCUGGUGAUAGUUACCUUCAAGGGCAUGAAGACACGGCUCCUUCUGAUGAUAAUUAUCCUAAUAAUUCUUUCUUUGACCGACCUCCGACCCCACCAAAACGAAUCGACAGUCGUGUUGGACUCAAUUUAUCGCUACCAAAUAUUCUCGACUUAGAUGAAAAUGUACCUAUUUUACCUAAAUGUCCAGAUAAACCCCCACCACCCUAUGAAUAUAAACAUCUAACACUCACACCAACCGUCACUCCAUCCAUACCACCACCAGCUUACCCUGGUACAAUUGUUUCAAAUUCCAUAAAACAAGUAACUGAAAAAGAAGAAGUAGCAGCUAGAGUGGUGACUUCAAAACCUAUGAUUACUAUACUUACAGCCGAAGCGGGAGAGGUUAAUGUAUCUGGUGAGCGAACAUUUGCUAGUCCAAUGGUUGUCGAACAUCGUUUCCAAAAAUCAAAAAGACAUCAAACCUCAAGUCGUAGAGCAGAACGGUCAAAAUUAGCACAAGGUCUUAGCAAUAAUCUUUCCCCAUCAAGGGAACCAUCACAACACGUGGAUUCAAAUGUUCUUGUCGCAAUGAUGAAAUUACCGCCUCCACCGCCUCCGCCGAGACGACCGCGAUUACCACCUCCUCCACCAGUAACUCGUGUGCCGCCUCCACCUCCUCCUCACAACCAAACUUUUCAUCAACAAUUGUAUAGUGAUGUUGAUUAUGUUUACUAUCCUCUCCAGGACCCUUCGAUAUCACAACAGAAUUAUUUAGAUCAUAAACUAACCGAAUCACGAAUAUCUAAUAUACAUAAAAAUAGUAUACAAUACAGAAGUACGCCAUACCUCUCAGUCUCGUUAUCCGCCUCAUCAACGUAUGGAUCAAUACAAAAUCUUUCUGAUUCUUAUGUCCAAAUACCAGGUAAUCGAACUAGCUGGUACUCAUUGACAAGUAAAGCUUCAUUCAGUAACCGCUCAAUACAUUUAGAAAGACCACCAAUGCCUAUGAGUGUAACAGAAUCUAUUUUUUCUCGUACAAAAUCACACGAUAAUAUACUUCAUGCCAAGGAUCCACCUCCGAUAAAAACUAGGCGAGUGCCGCCUCCACCGCCACCGCCACCGCCACCUUAUGAGCAUAAGAAAAAAAUUCCAUGUUACUUGAAAGAACCGAAAAAUCUAAACUGCAGUGUUAGUAAUACUAGUGUUUCUAAAGCAAAACCUUCAAAUUGUGAUUUAGAUAUAAAAACUUUAAGAGAAAAAAGUAAAAACCUUGAUUUGCCUUUGAUUGCUGCAUUGUGUAACGAUCGUUCGCUGUUGAAGCAAACGAAAGCUUUUGGUGUUACAAAAUCAAAUAAAAAUGGUAGUAGUGAUUGUGAAAGUGAUAGAAAAGGUGUAAAGGCUUCACAAAACACUAUCAACACCAACAAUGUAGAUCUUAAAAGCAAACCAGAGUUAAAUCCUAGGAAAGCAGUAAUAGGAUCGCAGAAAAAAGUUUUGGGAAGAAACCCUACUGAUAAACUUCCCGCACUGCCUGGUUCUGAAACUCACACUCCUAGAGCUUUAUCCAAUACAUAUGUAAUGCAUCCAAGCGCAAUUAAGUUAAAGAAAAGUCAGCCUAGUUCAUAACGGCGUUAGGACUUAUGGUUUGUUAAUGGUUGUAGAUCCUUCCAGUGCUAUGAUAGCUCACCCUUUAUCCGCCAAUAACGUUGUUGUAAUAAAAGACUGAAAUUAGAUGUUAAAAUGAUCCCACUGAUGUUAAGUAAUAGAAUUUAGUUAAAAUGUUACAAAUUAAAAUAAAAACCAAGAGAUUAAAAUUACUGCUGUAUUUAUAGAUAUUAAAAAAAGGAUACCACGCUUUAAUUAAAGGACUUCGAUUUAUAGAUUAUGGCAUUCUUAAGCAAAGGUUCAUAUUUCUAAUUCUGCUCUAGGAUUUUGAGUUCAGAAAUAUUCAUGUGAUCAUUGCAAAAUAAAUUGUUUAAUUUUAUAACAAUAAACUAUAAAAAUCAAAGUUACAAUUAAUUCAGAUGUAAAGUGUACAAAAGUAAUUUAUUUAUUGAGAGAAAAUUACUAAAUGUUAAAUUCUCUAUCAAAUGCUUAAUUAUUAUUAUAAUCAGAAAAUAAUAAUGAUAAAUACUCACUUCUUUAUAAUUAUUUACCGGAGGUAAAAAUAACUUGUAAUAAGUUGUAACAUCUGAAGUCAUUGCUAAGUCCUUAUUAAUUAUAUAAAUGUUUAUUGUUUAAUUAUUCACAUCUAUUUAUUUUUGUUCACAAUCAUGUACAUAAAAGGUAGUUAGUUUUUUAAGUACAUCAUAUUGUUCAACGUGUACAAAUGUAUAGUAAAUUUUUUCAGGUGA
This is a messenger RNA of Melitaea cinxia (Glanville fritillary), 4549 nucleotides long. RefSeq names its product protein expanded (gene ex). Gene Ontology annotation, biological process: positive regulation of hippo signaling. Lineage: Eukaryota; Metazoa; Arthropoda; Insecta; Lepidoptera; Nymphalidae. Gene Ontology annotation, cellular component: cytoskeleton; cytoplasmic side of apical plasma membrane. The transcript has 3 exons. The record is from RefSeq and is a predicted model, not a curated record. Bases 21 to 3821 code for a protein of 1266 amino acids.